GUGUAUUUUCACACAGCUACAGUCACCUGCGCGUGUCCGCCAGCGCGAGCCCGAGCGGCUGUCCUCUCGCGAGAUUUUGUUAGUGGAGCGUAGUGGCGACGUGAACUGAUGUGAGAAGUGGAGAGUUAUUUGUAUUAUCGGAGUGUGUGCGCCGUGCGGGUACCAGGGGGGUGUGCGCGUGUGUGUUUGCGGGGCAGCGAGCGUUCCGUGCGUGCGAGCGAGCGUGCGUUUAACGCAGCAGCGAAGGCGAGCGAGCUGGCGGACUUCAACAUGGCAUCCGGCGAAACGCUGUACAUCGAGACGGACGGCUCGGAGAUGCCCGCGGAGAUCGUGGAGCUGCACGAGAUCGAGGUGGAAACGAUUCCCGUGGAGACCAUCGAGACCACGGUGGUCGGCGGCGACGACGACGACGACGAAGACGACGACGACGACGAUGAUGAUGAUGAUGAUGAUGAUGAGCACCAGCCCAUGAUCGCGCUGCAGCCGCUGGUGACAGACGACCCGAGCCAGGUCCAUCACCACCAUCACCAUCACCACCACCACCACCAGGAGGUGAUCCUGGUCCAGACCCGGGAGGAGGUGGUCGGCGGCGACGAGUCGGACCUGCGGGCGGACGACGGCUUCGAGGACCAGAUCCUCAUUCCGGUGCCAGCGCCCGGCGCGGAGGAGGAGUACAUCGGCCAGACUCUGGUGACAGUCGCGGGCAAGAGCUCCGCGGGGCGGCUGGGCAAGAAAUCGGGCUCGGGAGGCAAGAAAGCGGGCAAGAAGAGCUACCUGAGCGCGGCCGAGGCCAGCGGGAGAAAAUGGGAGCAGAAGCAGGUGCAGAUCAAGACCCUGGAGGGCGAGUUCUCCGUCACGAUGUGGGCUUCGGAUGACAAGAAGGACAUCGAUCAUGAGACGGUGGUGGAGGAGCAGAUCAUCGGGGAAAACUCUCCUCCGGAUUAUUCCGAAUACAUGACGGGAAAGAAGCUCCCGCCCGGCGGAAUCCCGGGAAUCGACCUGUCAGACCCCAAACAGCUGGCGGAGUUCGCCAGCCCCUUCAGUAACAGCAGAGCUCAUUUUGCUCGUAGCCCCGUUCGGAUGAAGCCGAGGAAGAUCAAGGAGGACGACGCGCCUCGAACGAUAGCCUGCCCGCACAAAGGCUGCACUAAAAUGUUCAGGGAUAAUUCAGCCAUGAGGAAGCACCUCCACACUCACGGCCCGCGGGUUCACGUGUGCGCCGAGUGCGGGAAAGCCUUCGUGGAGAGCUCCAAACUAAAGCGCCAUCAGCUGGUUCACACCGGAGAGAAGCCCUUCCAGUGUACGUUUGAGGGCUGUGGGAAGCGUUUCUCUCUGGACUUUAACCUCCGGACGCACGUCCGGAUUCACACCGGGGACCGGCCCUACGUUUGCCCGUUUGACGGCUGCAAUAAAAAGUUCGCUCAGUCCACCAACCUCAAAUCACACAUCCUGACACACGCCAAAGCCAAAAACAACCAAUGAACUGUGGCGGCGGCGUGUCCUAAGCAUCUUAACACUGGAGACGUGAACCCGUGCUCUAGUUCUCUUACACGGACUCGAAGGAAGCGCCACGAACGGUGGCCGUGACUGUAAAAGACUGUAAAAGCCCUGCAUUCAAACCGACUUCAUAACGCAGCUCCGUCGGGCGAGGAAUCGAGCCGAACUCCUCGAACCCGUCGACGGACGAUGCUUUUACCACAAAGACGACAAGCGAGAACAUGGGGACUGUUGCUUCAUUCUUUUCCACUUUUACUUCGGUCUCUCUGGUCUUCAUAGAUAUAUAGCUUUUAAUUUUCUAUUUCUCCGAGUGUGCAUAUUGUACACUUAUUUUUGGGAUAUGCUUCGUAAUGCGACCUGUGAUCAUGAAUAAUCCCUGAGAGUUUCUGACGUGUUCUUCACAGACGGGGUGAUGAUAUUAGUUACUGUAAGCGACGUGUGCGUUUCUUUCUCCUCUGUUGUUUUGUACGGUCGGCGACGGGCGGACGCGUGCGGAGCGGCUGUCGUGUCGAUCUGCUUUAGUCAUCAGUUGCUUUUGUCCUCUAUCGUGUCACGUGGGACGGACGUAUUAGUUCACUUUUAAAGCACCGGUCAGUCUCACCACGGUAAACCGCAGUGUUAACUGUCGUUUUUUCUUUGUUAGAAUGUAUUGUAAAGGUCUAAACCAUGAACUAUCCUUUGUUGAUAUUUACACCGAUAUUUACACCUCACCUGUAUUUCAGCAAACUACAAUUAAAGAGGGAAAAAUCUC
Molecule: messenger RNA, 2248 nt
Organism: Labeo rohita (rohu)
Lineage: Eukaryota; Metazoa; Chordata; Actinopteri; Cypriniformes; Cyprinidae
Gene: yy1b
Product: YY1 transcription factor b
Exons: 6
Coding region: 271-1482 (403 amino acids)
Biological process (GO): regulation of transcription by RNA polymerase II
Cellular component (GO): PcG protein complex; transcription regulator complex
Molecular function (GO): DNA-binding transcription factor activity, RNA polymerase II-specific; RNA polymerase II cis-regulatory region sequence-specific DNA binding
Source: RefSeq, a predicted model, not a curated record